CACACACACACACACACACACAGCGUACAAAAGCCGUGGGAUCCGAGCGGCCCCGCAGCGGUCUCACACACACACACACACACACCCCGGCGCCGGACACACACCGCUCCGCUCAGAUUCUCUCCAGACUGCAGGAGCGAUCACACACAGAUAUGACUGCAUGCAUCUUCUUACGAGGAGCCAAAAUCGACAGAGAAUUGGCAGAUGAUGAGAUUGAAGAGCUCAGAGAGGCAUUUAAUGAAUUUGAUAAAGAUAAAGACGGUCUGAUCAGCUGCAAGGACCUGGGGAACCUGAUGAGGACCAUGGGCUACAUGCCGACCGAGAUGGAGCUGAUCGAGCUGGGCCAGAACAUCAACAUGAACCUGGGAGGACGGGUGGACUUCGAAGACUUCGUGGAGUUAAUGGCCCCGAAGCUUUUAGCCGAAACGGCCGGGAUGAUCGGAGUGAAGGAGCUGAGAGACGCCUUCAAAGAGUUUGACAUGGACGGGGACGGCUCCAUCACCACCGAGGAGCUGCGGAGCGCCAUGAGCAAACUUCUGGGAGAACACAUGAGCCACCGAGAGAUCGACGCCGUGGUGAGAGAGGCGGACGACAACGGAGACGGGACGGUGGACUUCGAAGAAUUCGUUCGGAUGUUGUCGAGCUGCUGAGAAACACACAACCCUGAAUAAGAGAGACCUCCUCCAGAAACUAUGCAACAAUCUCAGGCUUUGAACGGAGAGAUGAUCUGAGACACGGCGGUGAAACACUUCUGACAGAUUACUAAUGCAACUGUUUUUAAGAGAUAUUUGCUCAAUAAAAUACAA
Molecule: messenger RNA, 806 nt
Organism: Puntigrus tetrazona (Sumatra barb)
Lineage: Eukaryota; Metazoa; Chordata; Actinopteri; Cypriniformes; Cyprinidae
Gene: cabp5a
Product: calcium binding protein 5a
Exons: 7
Coding region: 153-650 (165 amino acids)
Molecular function (GO): calcium ion binding
Source: RefSeq, a predicted model, not a curated record